Molecule: messenger RNA, 1260 nt
Organism: Salvia miltiorrhiza (redroot sage)
Lineage: Eukaryota; Viridiplantae; Streptophyta; Magnoliopsida; Lamiales; Lamiaceae
Exons: 2
Coding region: 1-1260 (419 amino acids)
Molecular function (GO): nucleic acid binding
Source: RefSeq, a predicted model, not a curated record
AUGGAGCUCAUGUCUUCCAAAAAACACCUAACAAUAGAAGAGCAAAAUGCUAUGGGUCAUUGGCUUCUCGCAAAUAGCACCAACGGGAAACCGAACGAUGGAGCACAAAAGGAGGCAGCUGCUAGGUUUGGUGUGUCGAGGCGAACGGUGCGUCGUUUCUGGAGCAAAACAAAACAGAAAAUUCAGUCAGGUGCAGCAGUGAUAUUCACAUCAGGUCACAAAGGUACAAUUCACAAAGAUAGGAAAAAACUUGAUGUUGAGAAGGUUAAGUCAUUGUCCAUUCUUGAGAGGUCUACAAUUCGUAAAAUGGCUGUCAAGCUAGGGGUUAGCAAGAGCUUACUUGGGCAGUGGAUAAAAAGAAAGGAAUUAAGACCACAUACAAGUGCAAUCAAACCACAGUUGACUGAUGUAAACAAGAUAGCAAGGAUGAAGUUUUGUUUAAGUAAUGUAGUCUAUGAUGGAGCAAUGUCGAGGUACAGUUAUCAAAGCAUGCAUAACGUUGUUCAUAUAGACGAGAAAUGGUUCUAUAUGACCAAGACAUCGGAUAGGUAUUACCUACUCCCUGAAGAAACAGACCCUUACCGAGCAUGCAAGUCUAAGCGUUUCAUCACAAAGGUGAUGUUUAUGUGUGCUGUCACUAGGCCACAAUUUUCAGCAGAUGGGCAGGAGCUAUUCGAUGGAAAGAUUGGAAUCUUUCCAUUUACUACACUCGAGGUUAUACCAGCAAUCAAAGAGAAGUGGCCAAAAUCAGAUCAAGUGAAGCAUAUCUUUAUUCAACAGGAUAAUGCAAAACUACAUUUCAACAAAGACGAUCCAGAUUUUCAGGCUGCUGCCAACAGCGAUGGAUUCAACAUUGAGCUAGUUUGCCAACCAGCCAACUCACCUGACGUAAAUGUCAAUGAUUUAGGUUUUUUUAGGGCUAUACAAUCACUGCAGGAUGACAAGAUGGCAAAAACUGUUGAAGACCUAGUGCAGAAUGUGUUGAUUUCUUUCGAAGAGCUUUCAUCAGUUACACUCAACAAUGUCUUUGUGACAUUGCAAGGGUGUUUAACUGAGAUUAUGCGAGUUAAAGGAAGCAAUGAGUACAAGAUUCCACACAUAAACAAAUCAAGACUCUUGAGGAUGAGAAUGCUGCCAGAAUGCAUAGAAUUGGAUGAAGGACUUAUCAAAGAUAGCCUAACUCAUGUGAUGCAGUUUGAUGUGAAUGCAGGUACAAAUUAUGACAUUGGAGGGCUUAUGCAUCAUUUUGGAUUUGGCUAA